CGGUGCGGGGCCCAGCGCUGGGCGGAGCCUUUGCUGCGCCUGCGCAGUUUCGGGUUAAAGGUCUGCACCAGCUUCACGCAGCCAGUUGGAGGCAGGACAUGAUGGAGGGAAGUGCGGCCCUCGUGGGUCAUAAAGUGGCCAUGGCCGGUGGUGAUGUUGGCCUCAGCGGCCCCCAGGUCAAUGGUGGAAACCCAGUGCGUAGUGUGGAAUCCUUGCUAGAUAUCUGUGCCAAAAUAGUGGCUGAACAUAUACCGUUCCAGCGGAUAGAGGAGCGGUACAGCCGAAUCCCCGAACCCGUACAGCGACGGAUCAUCUACUGGUCCUUCCCGAGGCACGAAGCCGACAUCAGGAUGUACUCUUGCUUCUCCUCGGUGGGCAGUGACCAGCACAGCCUUCCCUUCUACCGUGGCCUGCGUCUGGUGGAGUCCAACAUGGUGGAGGGCGUAUUGCAAGUCGGUUUCCAUCUCUCUGGGACGGUCAUGUGUACUCGAAGCUCCGUGGGGCCCCUCGCCGCUGCCGCCGCCGCCGCCACCACCACUACCACCACCACGGCCGUCGACUCCACCACCACCUCCACCACCACCUCCACCACUACCACCACCACUACCACCAACACCACCUCAUCCACCUCCACGGCCCCACAAAAGUGCCAAGUCUCCAUAUCUUUCGACAGAUGCAAAAUAACGUCGGUGACGUGUUCGUGCGACACGCGCGACAUCUUCUGGUGCCCGCACGUGGUGGCACUCUCCCUCCACCGGAUCCGACACGCAGACGCCGUCCAGCUCAGGAUACCCAUCUCAGAGACGCUGCUGCAGAUGGACCGCCAGCAGCUACAGAAGAUGAUGCAGUACCUGAUCAGCGAACACCACACAGAGGUCCUUCCCACCGCUCAGAAGCUGGCUGAUCAGAUCCUCCAGCACAGCCACCCCAUCAACCACAUCCAAGGAGCCCCAGACCCCACAGCAGGAGGGAGUGCUGAAGAAGAACACUGUUGGCAUCUGGACGCUGAGCAGGUCAAAGAGCAGGUGGGCCAGUACCUGACUCAGGGAGGCUACUACAAUGCCAACAAGCAGCUAUACUUUAUGUUCACUAAGGUGCGGGAGAUGGUUCGUGCUAGAGACAGUAAUGGUGCUAAAAUGCUCACAAUGAUCACUGAGCAGUUCCUUAAUGACCCCAGACUCUUACUCUGGAAGUCCCAGGGUACCCCAAUGACAGACAAGUGUCGACAACACUGGGACCAUAUAGCUGCUUUGUGGGUAUGUGUUGUGCUUGCCCCACACAGUGGUAUUUUAGUGAAACAACAGUGGCAGAGAACCCUGGAGCAGUGGGCACACACAGACGUUUGUCCUCUCGAGGAUCCUGAUCACAGACACCAGGACAACAAUGAUAGAAAUCAUUCAGCAGCUUACUACCUGAGUUCUGAUGAGGAGUCAAGUGAUGAGGAUAAUGAGCUUAGACGAAGAGACCCCAAUAGAGAUGUUAAUAAUAGGGAUCACUACCAUCGUCACCAUCAUAACCAUAUUCAUCAUCAUAACCAAAGAGAAAUUAGAGAUAGAGAUAGAAGAUCUUCUCACAGACGACACAAGCGACGGAGGAUUUCUGCACCGCCCCGAACAAUAUUCCAUAGAGCAAUAGAUGCUUGUAAUAUGUCUUGGGAUGACCAACAUUUGCAAACCAUUCUUGCUGGUGAAACCCCGGUGCUAAGGACUUCGCAACAUUCCUCUUCUUAUUACAAUGAACAAGGACAACCACUCUGGCAUGAACCGGUGCCGGUGGCAUGUUCUCGUGUCGACGCUCUGAGAUCGCAUGGCUAUAACUCGGAAGCACUAAGACUUGCUGUAGCUGUGGUGCGAACACUAAAGCAGGCACAGAGAGAAGCGUAUCUCUGGUGGGGAAGUAAGAGGGAUGAAAUGCUCCCAAGGUGUUCUGCCUCAAGAGCCUGUAGAUCCCUUGGUCCAGGAGCAUUAGAAAGUUGGGUGGGACAUCCUUUAGACCCCAUAACCUGUCUUUUUGAUACUUUAGCUGAAGCAUCCCUCUUACCUGAAGAUUUACCAAGAUUUCAGUAUCACAGUGAUUGGUUAGGUGUAGCUAACGAAGAUGCAACAAAUCUGGCACCGCUGAGAUACCGUCAUGUUCCCAUCCCAGGCUCUAGUGAUCCUUGGGAGUCUUACCUUACCUUAGCCCUGGAAGCUGCACUAAUUGGCCUUGGCCAGCAACGUGCUAUGCCUCCUGGACUCUAUGCCCAAGAAAAAGCCUGCAAACAAGAAGAAAAGAUGAUACUAAAACUCCAAGAACUUAACCUUGACUCGCCUCUCCUAGCGGUAUUACGUCGUCAAGCUAGAUUACUUUUGGAGGGUGGACCAUUUUCUGGGCUUGGUGAGGGCAUUCACCCGGAGAGUGUACCAAUGCAUACUUUCACAAAGUUCCUAUUUACCGCUCUUUUGCCUCAUGACCCUGACCUGGCAUAUCAACUGGCAUUAAGAGCAAUAAGAUUACCCAUCCUGGAAGAUCACGACGAUGUAGAUGAUCCAGUUAAUGGUAACGUGUCUUCACUGGUGCUGUCCCGAUAUCCUCGCUGGUUCACUUUGGGUCACAUUGAAACUCAGCAGUGUACUCUUGCCUGCACGAUGAUAAAUGCAGCAAAGAACGAUGUUAUGCGCUUACGAUCAGUUUUGGAUGCUGCCUUAAGGAACAUUCACAGUUCCUCGCAUCUCUUCAAAUUAGCUCAGGAUGCAUUUAGACUUGGCCUUCCUGGAGAAGGCCAGAGAAACUCGCUCCUCCUAAAUGCUGCAUUGGAAUUAGGACUUCAGGUUAUGCGGAUGACUCUUACUUCGCUCAACUGGCGGCGUCGAGAAAUGGUUCGUUGGUUGGUUACUUGUGCAACAGAAGUAGGAGUAUCGGCUUUAAUUUCGAUCAUGCAGAAUUGGUUCACACUAUUCACUCCAACUGAAGCAACUGGAGCUGUAGCUUCAACAAUCAUGAGCCACACAACAGUGAUGCGGUUGCAGCUGGAUCGUUCCAAGCAAGAUGAGCUUGCUGCUUGUGCUAGAUCACUAGCUUUGCAGUGUGCUACUAAAGACCCACCUAAUUGUGCACUGAAUGCCUUGACUCUGUGUGAAAGUGAUCCAGUAUCGUUUGAGACAGCUUACCAAGUAGUUGUGGAUGCUGCUGCUCACACCAUGUCAUCCUCCCAACUCUUCACUAUUGCACGAUACAUGGAACACCGUGGAUACCCACACCGCGCUUACACUCUGGCAAUGUUGGCCAUGCGCAGUGUUCAUUUAGCGUAUAAUCAGGAUCCUCAUCCGGCAAUUAAUGAUAUCCACUGGGCUGUAGCGUUGGCACAUUCACUUGGUCGUGCAGAACUCUCCCAACUACUACCAGUGCUCAUUAAAAAUGUCCAGUGUGCAACUGUGUUAUCUGAUGUUUUACGACGUUGCUCCUUAUCUGCCCCAGGCAUGGCAUGUCCAGACUCUAAACGUCGGCCAAUUAAGCCUCUAGCUUUUGAUAAGGCACCUUUACGAGGCCUUCUUGAAGCCACAAUCCUGGCUUACAUCAACACAACAAAUUCUCGCUUGACUCAUAUUUCACCUAGACACUACCAAGAUUUUAUUGACUUUUUAACUAAAGCCCAUGAAACAUUUAUGCUUGCCCAUGAUGGACACAUCCAAUUUGCACAAUUAAUUGAAAAUAUGAAAGUGGCAUACAAGGGCAAGAAAAAGUUAAUGUGCUUAGUACGGGAACGAUUUGGCUGAUGUCUAGUGAAUCAGUACCAGCGACAUUGCAGAAAGUGCUUCAGUAAAAUAUUAAGUUCUUCCCAUUAAACAGCUCAAAAAAAUGUCAUUAUUAUAAGUUUUGCAUUUUUCAAGGCCAGAUGUCCAACUGUGAAUAACUGUAUAAAUAAGUGCUAUAAAAGUGGUCUGCUGAGUGGAUUAGAUUAUAAUUCAGUGACAUUAUAUUUUGACUUACCCAUUUUUUUUUUUAAGUUGACCACAGUGAAGUAGCACUGUAAGUUAAUAUUUCCUAAUUGUUAAUUAAUUCUCAUGGCAUGGUACAGAGACUUUUUUUGUGAAUAACUGAAAGAACCUUUGUAUAUUUAUCCCUUUUAAUAUAUAAUGACUGAUAGGUAACAUGUACAAGCUCGUGAAUUGUUGAUAAAUCACUAUAAUUCUGAUUUAAAGGUAUGUGCAAGUUGAAUUACGUGUGCUAAGAACGUAACAUAAUCCUCAUUUUAUUUUUAAUACUAUGUAUAUUAUUUAUUCAAUUGCUUUUGCAAGUACUGUGUAUUUAUACCAAAGAUUAGUGAGAAACAAAUGGGUUAGCACUUUGCAUCUAAUCCAAAGCUGCAAGCAAACCCAGUAGACAGUGUGAUACUAUGCUAAGUGGAAUCCCACCUCUUAUGCCCAUAUCACGCGGAGUUGGCGCCGUCAGGGACUCCAGUACAAACUACGGCAAAGUUCACGUGCUAAAGAAUGUUCAGGCUCGGUAGAUAUUCUUACCUUAUCAGCCAGUGAUAAGUCUCAAAACUCUAGAGCAGUCAAUCAUAACUGGUAAGAAAAUUCUGGAGCUUAAGCAUUUAGCUUCUGUGGAUGCAGCCUAUAUUGUCAGGCCUCUCUCAGUCUCUACCCUGCAAUAGAAUAUGGGUUGAGGAUGCAGAUACUGAUGCAGAUAUCUUGGGAUUUGGGGUAUCUGAUCAAAAGAUUGAAACUCAAUGCAAUAUAUCAAAAGAACUAAAUAGGCAUUGCAACGUAUAAUUUGGAUAUUAUGAUAUUUUUAAUUUUGUUAGGUACUGUAUACUGUAUAAAGCCAAGAAAAUUUGAAAAGAUUAUUAAAAUAAAGAACACUAAUAUGAAAAUGUGAGAAAGUUAAAAAAACUCUGCAUGCUGAUACAGUAUUUAAAAUUGUGAUGUAACUGAUACCUGUGAUCUUUAGGUAUGAUUUCAGAAAAGCUCAAAAUCCUGUGUUAUAUGAGCAGUGGAUUAUCCAUACCGAAAGAUCACAUUGCCUGACCUAUACACAAAAUAUAAACGUCAAUAUAUUGCAGGAGUGACAACCAGUGGAAACAUAUAGUCGGAAAUACUGUGUGCUACUGUAGUGCUGCCUCUCAACAAAAGUUAAUUUCCGACGAUAAUGCACUUUAGUGAUCUACCUCCGUAUUCUUAUGUAGCAAACACAGCCGUGGCCUAUGUAGAUGGUUGUUUUUGUUUGCUGUCUUGCCAUAUCUUCAAAAGGUCCAGUGUGUUAUGUAUAUGAUCUCAUGUCUAAGGACAAAAAAAAAGUCUCUUUCUAGGCUGUAGAUUUCCAAGUGUAUAUAUACAUAUGUGUGUA
Procambarus clarkii (red swamp crayfish) is the source of this 5328-nucleotide messenger RNA. Its product is annotated as zinc finger SWIM domain-containing protein 5. Gene Ontology annotation, molecular function: zinc ion binding. The record is from RefSeq and is a predicted model, not a curated record. Gene Ontology annotation, cellular component: Cul2-RING ubiquitin ligase complex. NCBI's taxonomy places the organism in Eukaryota, Metazoa, Arthropoda, Malacostraca, Decapoda, Cambaridae.